Molecule: messenger RNA, 1660 nt
Organism: Dalotia coriaria
Lineage: Eukaryota; Metazoa; Arthropoda; Insecta; Coleoptera; Staphylinidae
Exons: 2
Coding region: 337-1365 (342 amino acids)
Source: RefSeq, a predicted model, not a curated record
GUCAUUUUGCCUGCGGGUACUGACAAAGUCAAAACACAACCGCGCUGGAUUCAAUUUAAACUGUUUGUUUCGACUCAAAAACACCGCAAAUGUUGUAAAUGUUUAAAAACAUGUUUAAAAGAGCCAUUAAAUUACUAAACACAUUAUAUACGUAUUAAAUUAACAGUUUUUAUAACUGUACAAUAUUUUUUCCGACGUUGGUGAAAUGUAGAGCGCGAUUAUUGAUUAUUUUUUUGAAGCAAUCAAUAUUUUCACUUUCGGCAUGUCGUGCGGGUAAACACGCGCCUUUCGCACCUUCUCGUCGGUACUGUUUUCAUUCCGGCGCGCAUAUCGACAAUGUCCAGGCUGCGGAAUCGCAAUAUUCGCACCAAAAUUCACGCCGUCGCAAAAUGGAGUAACAAUUUCAACGCGACGACAACGAGAGUGAAUACGCAGACAAAUGGAAAAUUGUUUGAGAAUGCGGGGACGACAACGACAGCUGAUUCCGGUAUUGCGGAAAUUGUGCCGCUCGCACCGAAAUUGAAUAAGUUGGUGCACACAACCAGAACGAGAACGAGAAGAAGCAACUGGAAUUUGGACUCGGCAGUUGAAGAGUCCGGUAAUGAAUCAAGCGACGAGGAAUCGCGAAAUUCCUGUUCGUCAGUUGAUACUUUAAAAGUAUUGGAUGAAAUUCGCAAUUUAGAGGACAGUGUAAAGUCAAUGAGCGCCGAAAGUUACAACAGUUGGAACGAAGAGUACGAAAAUGAUAGCACACAAUUAGUUAAAGCUGAAUACGAUCGUAUGGAACGAGUUUUACAAUGUCGCGAAGCUAUUCCCGCUAAUUACGAUAAAGAAGAAUAUAAAUUAUGGAUAAAAACAUUUCCGCUUUUAAGUUUGGUUAGUCGUACAUCAUCUUUAGAAUACCGUAAAACAUCACCUUAUGAUACAUUGGAACAAAUCUCAACACCAAAAUUCUGUGAUACAACUCCGUCAACUCCAGCGAAGAAAAAUUCCCCAGUUGAUAAUAUUCUCGAUCAACUCGAGUCGUUUACAACGCUUAAAAAUCAAUUACCUACACAUUCUACAACUACGUAUACAAACAAGUACCUAGCCAUUAACAACACCAUUAAUCCAAGGACUAUCAACAUUGCCGAUCAGAGUUUUCUCCAACUAGCACCUGUUAUCACCAAUAAUCACUCUUCAAACCGAAGACAAUCUUUUAAACCUUCCCAUCCAAGGGAAAAAUCAAAUACUAAUUGUACCGGUCGCACUUCAGAUUGGUUGAAGGAUGUGCAUGAUUUCAACCACUUCCGGCAAGGAAAAAUGAUUAUUUUGGUACACCAGGGUCGAAUACAAGAAGAAAAUCAUCUAAAACUGAACCGUUGAAGUCUAGUUCAGAAUUUAUUGUCUUACCACCGAUAGAAGGUAAAGAAUUGCGGUCAUCUUCAGCUGCAACGAUAAGUCAACUGGGAAAAGCGCCUAUUUUACCAUUGGGAAGGUUAAAACAUCCGCCUGUUUACCCGCUCUACGAGAAUGACAAAGAGAGCGAUCAUAAUGAUGGCUUUGUUAGCUUCCGGCAUCGCAAGCGGAAGUACAAGUAACCUCAAUAGACAUUCGAUCAAACAAAUUACAAUUUUAUACAUAUACUACCGUUAUAUUAUGAUUAUAUAUAUUUUACGGA